This is a messenger RNA of Rotaria sp. Silwood1, 417 nucleotides long. The record is from the annotation of a GenBank genome assembly. Lineage: Eukaryota; Metazoa; Rotifera; Eurotatoria; Philodinida; Philodinidae.
AUGGUAAACAAAGAUGUAGCUCCAAAUGGAGCUUCUUUGCAUGAUAAACUGUUGGUGAAAGAUUGUCGUGAUGUUGAAUUAACAUUUCUAAAAAAGGUGAACAAUGAAUAUUCGUCAGUAUUGUCCCCGGGUGUAAGUGAACAAGGUGAAAAACGGGGUAGGACACCAAGCGAUAAUGAGUAUGAUCUUCAAGUUACUGGCCAUGGAACACCAAAAAGAACACGAGCAGUUCAACGAAAAACACGUACAAUUACCAACUCUUCGUAUGUAGCGACAACUACAACUACAGCCAAUAAGAAUUUUUCUCACCAGAGAAUGGAAGAUGAUAACAACCAUUUAUUAACUAAACAGAAUGAUACAAUUGUUAAUUCUGAAAGAAAUAAUAAUAAUAAUAAAGGACGGGGGUGGAUAUUCUAG